AUGUUGCUCGACGCUCGCCCCUCCCCCGCGUCCAAAGUCCCUGUCCAAUCGGCAGCCCGGCGCCACGUUUCGCCGAUGGGCUUUCUCGAAGCUGUUGCUGCACGCGCGCUACCGUGCAGCUCUCUCGACGGCCUCACCCAGACCCCCACGACUGACCUUUUCCACCGACCGGCACACCGUCGCAAACAUGGCCUCGCACCUUUCAACCCCCGACCGCUGCUUCAGAGCCUAGUCGACAAGGAUAUCGUUGUGCGCCUGAAGUGGGGCGAGACCGAGUACAAGGGCAGACUCGUGUCUGUCGAUCUUUACAUGAACAUCCAGCUGUCCAACACGGAGGAAUUCAUUGGCGGCGUGAGCUCGGGGACGCUGGGGCAGGUGCUGAUACGGUGCAACAACGUGCUUUGGAUUGGCAAGGCUGAGGAGGUGGAGCCCAAGCAGGUCAAGGAUACGGCCAUGAGUGGAUGA
Messenger RNA from Dothidotthia symphoricarpi CBS 119687, 465 nucleotides. Its product is annotated as LSM-domain-containing protein. Gene Ontology annotation, molecular function: RNA binding. The coding region runs from base 1 to 465 and encodes 154 amino acids. Gene Ontology annotation, biological process: spliceosomal snRNP assembly; mRNA splicing, via spliceosome. Lineage: Eukaryota; Fungi; Ascomycota; Dothideomycetes; Pleosporales; Dothidotthiaceae. The transcript has 3 exons. The record is from RefSeq and is a predicted model, not a curated record. Gene Ontology annotation, cellular component: catalytic step 2 spliceosome; U1 snRNP.